AUGAGGCUGGAUACGGUGCCGUCUGGGCAGACAAAAGGGACACGGCAAGGUGCAGGACCGCAGCUUCUCAGCGAAGGGGGAGAGGUACGUGUCACAUCCCAGCCAAGCUGUCAGUCCAAGCCCAAGAAGGUCGGUGAUAUUUUGGAACUAGCUGAGGACUCCGUCGAUCAUCUGGGAAAAGAAUGUUGCAUGCAGGAUAAUGCUUUAACUUUCCGAAGCCUGUGCAUGGGUUUUGAAAGGAAGGUGACCAUCACCUUCUGUGAUCUGGGUAUUUUCUUGUGUACACCUCCGCUAGCCUGUAAAGCAGCUCUCCUGCUCACUGCUAUGACCACUCCACUGGAAGAUGCAAUGGACACCUUGAUUAGGAUUUUCCAUCACUACUCGGGCAAAGAAGGAGACAGGAACAAGCUCAGUAAAGGAGAACUCAAGGAGCUCCUCACCAGUGAGCUCACUGAUUUCCUUUCAGGCCAAAAGGACCCCCUCCUGGUCGAUAAAAUUAUGAAUGACCUGGACUCCAAUAAGGACAAUGAAGUGGAUUUUAAUGAAUUUGUCAUUCUGGUUGCUGCUUUGACAGUGGCAUGUAAUGAUUUCUUUGAAGAACAGCUAAAGAAAGAGGAAUUUUAA
Messenger RNA from Agelaius phoeniceus (red-winged blackbird), 624 nucleotides. RefSeq names its product S100 calcium binding protein Z (gene S100Z). NCBI's taxonomy places the organism in Eukaryota, Metazoa, Chordata, Aves, Passeriformes, Icteridae. Gene Ontology annotation, molecular function: calcium ion binding; calcium-dependent protein binding. The record is from RefSeq and is a predicted model, not a curated record.